AAGGUACCUUACUUAUAACAGCGACGACGGAGCUCAUAUCGGCAGCUGCAAUGCACCUGCGCGAAUCAGCAAGUGCCAUGCAUUUUACAUCUUGCAUGGCAGCUGCGUUGGCAGCUACGAAGUGAGGCAAACUGAAGUGAAGUUGCAUGUCAUUCUCACUUCGCUGCCUGGUCACCCGGCAGUGGGCCGAGCCUCGUGCAGGUCAGGCCGCCUGUGUACCAAAUCAGCGGGAUAUAAACAUAAACAAGUUUCGAACUUGAAAACAACAACUUCGAAUUUCGAGUUUGUGCGUCACCACUCGACACUCGCCGUCUUUUCAUUCCUUCAGUGCAACUCGAGUAUUCCUUCACUAGCACAUCCAUCCUAUCAUCAAUGGCCUCUUCGCAGGUGCCUCACUACGACACAAUGGUGAUCAUCAAAGACGAACCGCAGGAUGAUGACUUCCUGAUGCCAGAUGCCGCUGCGCUUCCCACCGCGCCAACGCUGCGCGUCCACCAGGGGCUGCAAACCGGACGACACCUCACUGUGUCAGACAACGGUGAGCCAAGUGCUUCGAAAGGCCGACAGGCACAUCCACCUCCACCUCCAUCAUCGAACCGCGCCAAGGCACCAGAUGGAGGACCCCACAAUUCCAUGUGCUUCGAGGAACCAUACCUGAGCCGACCUCAAUUUCAUCGUCUCAUAUGCGGGCACGACAUUGCGACGGUUGCCGUCGAGAGAUGCGGGGCAAAUUGCCAUCCUCCGAGUCGACCCACUGGAUCAGACCAGAAGCCAGACAACAUGAGAUUUGAGUGUCCCGAUCCACAAUGUAAACGAAGAGCAAACGUCCUGCCAUCAUUUGACCAGAAGACCAGGCGGCGAAAAUACGGCAGAGUAUGUGUGCUUGCCCAUGUGCGAGGACGCGACUCCGAGGCAGACAAGGCCUGGGACGAGGAAAAGGGGCGCCAAAAUCAUCACUCUGCCAGAACUAGGGCUGCUCGUUCUUUUGGCCGCAAGACUAGCCGCUCGCCGUCUCCGAAACGCGGACAAAUUUCCGGGCCGCGAGGCGACCGACCAGAGACUCGUUCGAACCUGAUGAGACCUAAUGCCACUGAGCAAGAUCUUGGGAGAGUGAGGCCAGCUGUGGUUUUUAGCGAAUUGGAGAUAGCCCGGAUGGGCCCAACACAGAUGAAGAAGAAGUUAAGCGUGGCAUGCUACGAAAGGAGGGUGAAACAAUCGAGGCCAGUACCAGGCCCGGCCUUCACAGAACCAGAGGGACCUUCGAAGGAUUGGGACGCCGUUCCUGUCGGUGAUCAAGACAACGCUGAAGUUGAAGCGGCAGAGGAAGACCACGCUGAAGAGGAGGAUGAGUUGCACUGCGUGUGCAGAUCUUCCGAUUGCCAGUGGAUGGUCGAAUGCAACAGGUGCGACGAGCCGUUCCACCCUGGCUGCAUCGGCAAGGGCGCACAUGACGCAGCCCAGUACGAACUGCCAAGUCGAGAUUUGUUAUUCGAGUUCGACGCCAAAAACUCAACGUCCGAGUUCUUGUGCCUUUUCUGCGAAGCUCAUGGAAAGGUUGAAGCUGGGAUCCGUGACCAGAGGAGGAAAAUGGCAGAGCACUUCAAGCGCAGUGAACUUUUGCUGCAAUUCCACUCGAAGCUCAUGGCGCGGAAACAAACGGCCCUUGAUCGAGCACAGGGUCAGGAGCAGGAAGACACCGUCACAGCUUUUUUCGCCAGCAUCGAGCAAGAAAUGAACGAAUGUGGCAGUCUUCAGUUGCGGGAUUGGAGAGCGUUGCUCACAAAGGCCUUGGAAGUGCCUCUCGCACCUCCAAGAAUAAGAAAGCGCGGUGCCGCAGAAGUCGAGCCUGAAGAAGCGGGUUCUGCUCUUGCGGUUCCAUCCAGGGACAACGCCGAACCGCCGCGCAAACGACAGGCUUACAUGGAGGGGGAAGAGGUGACUCUGCCUAUAAUCCCCCCAAAGCAGGCGCCGAUUGUUCGUAUGUGA
This is a messenger RNA of Sphaerulina musiva SO2202, 1986 nucleotides long. RefSeq lists its product as uncharacterized. The transcript is spliced from 2 exons. NCBI's taxonomy places the organism in Eukaryota, Fungi, Ascomycota, Dothideomycetes, Mycosphaerellales, Mycosphaerellaceae. Bases 373 to 1986 code for a protein of 537 amino acids. The record is from RefSeq and is a predicted model, not a curated record.